AUGGUUUUACUUCCUCGCAUCGUAGCAGCGGUGGUCGUCGCAUAUUCCUGUCUGCAGCCAUCCUGUGCCUCUACAGUGACUGUCCGUCAGAAUGGUGUCAAGCUCAUGAUUGUAGGAGAUUCAAUUUCUCAUGGAGCUGAGGGCGACUAUACGUGGCGAUAUAGGCUCUGGCAAUGGCUGCGUGCAAACAAUGUCAACUUCAAUUUUGUUGGUCCCUGGCAAGGUACUUUCGAACCUGCGGAACCAGCUCCCCCUCAACCUCCUCUUCUCCAAGGGCAAGCAGAGCCAGUUACACCUGACCAUGUCAAGGGAGGGUACGCCCUGGACAUUGACCCUGCUUUCGACAAAGACCAUUUCUGUCACUCGGGUCGCCAAGCAGCUCAAGUGAAGAACACUAUUGCCGCACAAAUCGCAACUUAUCAACCUGACUAUGUGCUAAUUGAGCUCGGCUUCAAUGACUUAGGUUGGUGGGUUAGUGGACCAGACGGGCUGCUAGUGGAUAUGAAGACUUUGAUCGACAAUGCCCGGGGUGCAAAGAAUAAUAUCAAAUUUGCAAUUGCAAAUGUACCACAUCGCACGCGAAUCAACGGGCGCCAGGACUUAAUCGACAACACAAACAAUUACAAUGCUAAGCUGGCUUCAGCGAUACAAUCAUGGAGUACCUCAAACUCGCCGAUAAAGCUGGUAGGCUUUAAUGAGAAUUAUAAAUGUGGGCCUGAUAGUUGCCCAGCUGCAUUUGAUGGAUUGCAUCCAAACAGGCUCGGAGAAUACGAGAUUGCGCAAGCAUUCUCGCGCGUACUCAAUCGCGAUUACGGAUUUGGAUCAAGCGCCCUCGAUGUUCCCGCCAACAUUCCACCUGCAUCAUGUCCUCCGCCAACCAACGUCAAGGCUACAACAGCUCCGUACGGUGUCACUGUCACCUGGGACCACGUAUACGGCGCUCGUGGAUAUAAUAUCAAGAGCAAGAGAAGUAGUUUUGGGGACUGGUCCGAGACCUGGUAUGCCAUAUCAACGAACAGAUAUAAUCAGAUCUGGGUUCUCGAGGGAGAGACAUGGGAGUACCAGAUUCGGACCACCUGCGGAGACGCCUCAAAGUCUGAUUAUUCGGGUGUCGCCUCGGCAGUUGUACACCAAACCGUGGCACCUGGACCAAAGAACGUUGUUGUCAACCCGACCCAAGAUGGCUUUAGUGCCCGAUGGGACCCACCGGAUGGCGGCUUCAAUAUAAAGCUAUAUGAGGUGUUCACCUAUGACAUUGAUGGGGGUUGUGUUUUCCUCCUGUCGAGGGGUAUAAAGGGAAACUCAAUUACAGUAAACGGCCUUACGAAGGGACAUAGACAUGUCAUUGCAGUAAGCACCUGGACGGACCUGGGACCUGGAUUCCCAGCAGUACCCUUUCAAGUUAUUCCUGGCUCUGGAAUGCCAGGAACGCCCCACGACCUGAAAGUGGCAACCAAAGACGGUGCCACCGUCAUACUGAACUUUUCUGGCGGCGGGGGCGCCGCCGGUUACCAUGCAUGGACUCGAAACAUUAACAAUGCUUCUGACUUUUCGAAGGCAGACCUCACAACUGUCAACGAGCCUUGCAUAGGUAUCACCUUUCUUUUUCCAGGCGCUUGGAAUUAUGAGUUCUGCGUUACAGCGUUGAAUGGUACGUGA
Cucurbitaria berberidis CBS 394.84 is the source of this 1659-nucleotide messenger RNA. Its product is annotated as SGNH hydrolase. The transcript has 3 exons. Bases 1 to 1659 code for a protein of 552 amino acids. The record is from RefSeq and is a predicted model, not a curated record. Gene Ontology annotation, molecular function: phosphatidylcholine lysophospholipase A1 activity; protein binding. NCBI's taxonomy places the organism in Eukaryota, Fungi, Ascomycota, Dothideomycetes, Pleosporales, Cucurbitariaceae.